Perca flavescens (yellow perch) is the source of this 2148-nucleotide messenger RNA. It is a transcript of the gene gdpd4a, whose product is annotated as glycerophosphodiester phosphodiesterase domain containing 4a. The coding region runs from base 1 to 1980 and encodes 659 amino acids. The transcript has 17 exons. Gene Ontology annotation, biological process: lipid metabolic process. NCBI's taxonomy places the organism in Eukaryota, Metazoa, Chordata, Actinopteri, Perciformes, Percidae. Gene Ontology annotation, cellular component: membrane. The record is from RefSeq and is a predicted model, not a curated record. Gene Ontology annotation, molecular function: glycerophosphodiester phosphodiesterase activity.
AUGAAGUGGCUGACCGGCAGUAGGGUCAAUGGAGGAGGAGGAGUUGUGGGGCCCAGGGACAGGGAUGGAAUCAAGUGGCUGACUGGCAUAACCAUACUGCCGGCAGUAACCAUACUGCUGGUCAGCUCAGUGGAAGAGGAGCAAUUGUGGGGCCCAGGGGACAGGGUCAAAACGAAAUGCCGGGCUGUGGUUGAGAGUAAGCUCGUGACCAGACUGAAGCUGGGGAAGCUAAAGGUGGUGCGGCGGCAGCUGCUGCAACGGUAUGAACACCAGCCGUUUGUCUCCUGCCUGGCCGGCCUCUACGGUUGCCAAUGGAGACGAUACCAAAGAGCCCGGGCACAGCCAGGAGAGUGCUGCUGCAGCCAGGUGGAGUGUGGCAGUUUUGGCCUCCUGAUUGUCACCUUUUUCCUGAGUUUUUUAUUCCUCUAUUUCUGGAGUGAAGCUCAGAACGACUACAUCGACUUUGACUGGUUUAACUUUGGGACUCUGGGUUUCUGGUUUCCCUGGUCUCGGGUCCUGCUGGUUGUUGCUGCUGCUCUCUUCACAUACAUCGCCUUACUAUUGGUGCUGGCAGUGUGUCUGCUCUCUGAGGGUCAGAGGCUCUACCUUCACUGGAGCCACAAGACUGGCAUCAUGGUGGCAUUGGCGUUCUCCGUCACAGCCACCGCCAUCUUGUCCGACAUUUGGAGCAAAGAAUGGAAGACUCUCCUUCUUUCCCUGCAGGUGACAGCACCUUUCCUCCAUGUGGCUGCAGUCUUACUAAUGGUGAUUCUGUCCUGGCCAAUAGCGUUGCAUUUCUUUCGCAUGAACAAGAAAGUGCGUCAGGUGGCUGUCCUAGGUCUCUACCUGUCCGUGCUGUUCUCUCUCUACUUGGUCCCUCUGGGAAUGUACUCACCUUGCAUUAAAGAGGCGGGAACGCUGGGACCUGCCCCGACGCUCAUCGGACACAGAGGAGCUCCAAUGCUUGCUCCAGAGAAUACCGUGAUGUCGUUUGAGAAGGCAGUGGAAGCUGGAGGAGAAGGACUGGAGACUGACGUUACCAUCAGUUAUGAUGGUGUUCCCUUCCUGAUGCACGACUCCACUCUGAAGAGAACCACCAAUGUCGCUGAUGUUUUCCCAAAUCGAACGCACCUCGAUGCCUCAAUGUUCAGCUGGGCCGAGCUACAGCAGCUGAAUGCUGGCGACUGGUUCUUAUUGAGGGAUCCAUUUGGGACUGUGUCGUCCUUGUCUGAGGCCGACUGGUCCCAGGCCCAGAACCAGUCUGUUCCCUCGCUGGCCCAGUUUCUGGAGGUAGCGGCUUCUAGCGGCAGACUAGUGCUGUUUGACCUGCACAAGCCACCGUACGGACAUCCCUACAGUCAGUCAUACAUCAACAACACCCUGCAGGUGGUGCACGCCCACAUCAACUCCUCACAGGUGCUGUGGCUUCCAUCUGAGGACAGGGAUCUGGUCCACGCGGUGGACCCAGAGCUGCAGCAGACCUCUGGAGAAAAGGCAUCUAUCCAGGAACUGACAGACGGCCACAUCAUCAGGCUGAACCUGCACUACAGCACCAUGUCACAACAACAGUUCAGUAAGUACCAGUCAGUGAACAUCAGCACUAACCUGUAUGUGAUCAGCCAGCAGUGGCUCUACACUCUGGCCUGGUGUGCCGGAGCUCAGUCCGUAACCACCAACUCCAUCCACAUCCUGUCUAGCAUCAACAAGCCGCUCUUCCUCAUGACUCCAGAGGAAUAUAGUUUGAUGUGGAUUCUGACCGAUGCUGUGUCGGCCUUCCUCAUCAUUGCUGUUUUCAUAUUCCAUUGGUGGAGAGAGAGAGGCCUGCCCUUCUGGUCAGGCAGCCGUCAGACCCAUGAGAACGGACCGUACAGCAAGUUCAGGACAGACUCUUCAGAGGUCAUCUGUGUUCGCUGGAGCCCCCUCCACCCUGACCCCCCCGCUGGAGCCCUCAUCUCCCUCCCCUUGGUCUUCAACCCAUGACACCCUGCAUGUCAGCCCUGCAUGUCAGCCCUCCGGGAACCUUGUAUGAUACCCUGAACCCCCCCGCUCGAACUGUACAAGCUUCUGUGUUUCCUGUAGAAAAGUAGCACGAACGCUCGAUGACACCCGUUGGGAGAGAUCUGUGUGUGACUGGGGUUUAAGCUUUAC